AUGAUGAUGAUGACGAUGGAGGGAAUGAUGGAUAAAGGAGUACUGGAGGAUAUCAUAAGGAGGCUGUUGGAAGGAAAAGGAGGGAAGCAGGUUCAGCUAUCGGAGUCGGAGAUCCGUCAAUUGUGCGUUAAUGCUCGCCAGAUUUUCCUCUCCCAACCUAAUUUGGUCGAGAUCAAAGCUCCAAUUCGCAUCUGCGGUGACAUACAUGGACAAUACCAAGACCUUCUGAGGCUAUUCGAAUAUGGAGGGUACCCUCCUUCUGCAAACUACCUCUUUCUAGGAGACUACGUCGAUCGAGGGAAGCAAAGUUUGGAGACCAUAUGCCUCCUCCUUGCCUACAAAAUCAGAUACCCUGACAAAGUCCACCUAUUGAGAGGCAACCACGAGGACGCAAAGAUAAACCGGAUAUAUGGUUUUUACGAUGAAUGCAAGAGGAGAUUUAACGUCCGACUCUGGAAAAUAUUCACCGACUGCUUCAACUCUUUGCCCGUGGCAGCUCUCAUUGACGAGAAAAUACUCUGCAUGCAUGGAGGGUUAUCGCCUGACUUGGAGAAUUUGGAUCAGAUAAGAGAGAUUGAGAGGCCAACCGAGAUUCCAGAUAGCGGUCUUCUUUGCGAUUUGCUUUGGUCUGAUCCACAUCCAACGAAUGAAGGGUGGGGGGAUAGUGAUCGAGGGGUUUCGUGCACGUUUGGAGCUGAUAGAGUUGCUGAUUUUCUUGAUAAGAAUGAUCUUGAUCUUAUAUGUAGAGGACAUCAGGUUGUGGAAGAUGGGUACGAGUUCUUUGCUCAGCGGCGAUUGGUUACGAUCUUCUCUGCUCCUAACUAUGGUGGGGAGUUUGACAAUGCGGGUGCUCUAUUGAGCGUCGACGAAUCCCUGGUUUGUUCCUUUGAGAUACUAAAACCAGCUUUAUCAGCAAGCAGCAGUUCAAAGCCCCUUAAGAAGCCUCCUAAAACUAGUUAA
This is a messenger RNA of Linum trigynum, 960 nucleotides long. NCBI's taxonomy places the organism in Eukaryota, Viridiplantae, Streptophyta, Magnoliopsida, Malpighiales, Linaceae. The record is from the annotation of a GenBank genome assembly.